Pan troglodytes (chimpanzee) is the source of this 1117-nucleotide messenger RNA. RefSeq names its product syntaxin 19 (gene STX19). Gene Ontology annotation, molecular function: SNARE binding; SNAP receptor activity. NCBI's taxonomy places the organism in Eukaryota, Metazoa, Chordata, Mammalia, Primates, Hominidae. The record is from RefSeq and is a predicted model, not a curated record. The coding region runs from base 159 to 1043 and encodes 294 amino acids. Gene Ontology annotation, biological process: synaptic vesicle fusion to presynaptic active zone membrane; intracellular protein transport; exocytosis. Gene Ontology annotation, cellular component: presynaptic active zone membrane; synaptic vesicle; endomembrane system. The transcript has 3 exons.
ACAUGAGAUGAUAUUCAGAUAUUCUCUCAAAGGCAGGACUCCAACACCGCAGGUGGAAAACCAACAAAAGGAAGAAAACAGAAAGGUGGGGGAGAUAAGGAGUAGCCAGGAAAAAGAAAAUAGUGAUAAAGGAAGAGCCAAAAAGGAGGAAAGGGAAGAUGAAAGACCGACUUCAAGAACUAAAGCAGAGAACAAAGGAAAUUGAACUCUCUAGAGACAGUCAUGUAUCAACUACAGAAACAGAGGAACAAGGGGUGUUUCUACAGCAAGCUGUUAUUUAUGAAAGAGAGCCUGUAGCUGAGAGACACCUACAUGAAAUCCAAAAACUACAGGAAAGUAUUCACAAUUUGGCAGAUAAUGUUCAAAAAUUUGGGCAGCAACAGAAAAGUCUGGUGGCUUCAAUGAGAAGGUUUAGUCUACUUAAGAGAGAGUCUACCAUUACAAAGGAGAUAAAAAUUCAGGCAGAAUACAUCAACAGAAGUUUGAAUGAUUUAGUUAAAGAAGUUAAAAAGUCAGAGGUUGAAAAUGGUCCAUCUUCAGUGGUCACAAGGAUACUUAAAUCUCAGCAUGCUGCAAUGUUCCGCCAUUUUCAGCAAAUCAUGUUUAUAUACAAUGACACAAUAGCAGCAAAGCAAGAGAAGUGCAAGACAUUUAUUUUACGUCAGCUUGAAGUUGCUGGAAAAGAGAUGUCUGAAGAAGAUGUAAAUGAUAUGCUUCAUCAAGGAAAAUGGGAAGUUUUUAAUGAAAGCUUACUUACAGAAAUCAAUAUCACUAAAGCACAACUUUCAGAGAUUGAACAGAGACACAAGGAACUUGUUAAUUUGAAGAACCAAAUAAAGGAUUUAAGGGAUCUUUUCAUUCAGAUAUCUCUUUUAGUAGAGGAACAAGGAGAGAGCAUCAACAAUAUUGAAAUGACAGUGAAUAGUACAAAAGAGUAUGUUAACAAUACUAAAGAGAAAUUUGGACUAGCUGUAAAAUACAAAAAAAGAAAUCCUUGCAGAGUACUGUGUUGUUGGUGCUGUCCAUGCUGUAGCUCAAAAUAAAGAAGCUAUUUUUAAAACUUUUUCCAGCUUUACGGUAAAAGAUAGCUUAUAUUUCAGUGUCUUGUAUUGUUUUU